CACGUGGAUUCGGUGGAGAAACUCGGGAUCAUGGCGGGAGCCGAGAGUCCAAACGCAGCCGGGGUGGAGGCUCCGCCGCCCCAGAAACGCUACUACCGGCAGCGUGCCCACUCCAACCCCAUGGCUGACCACACGCUGCGCUACCCUGUGAAGCCAGAGGAGAUGGACUGGUCUGAGCUAUAUCCAGAGUUCUUUGCUCCACUCACUCCAAAUCAGAACCACGAUGACCCAAAGGAUGAGAAAGAAAAGAGAGCUCAGGCCCAAGUGGAGUUUGCAGACAUAGGCUGUGGCUAUGGUGGCCUGUUAGUGGCACUGUCACCACUGUUCCCAGACACGCUGAUUCUGGGUCUGGAGAUCCGGGUGAAGGUCUCGGACUAUGUACAAGACCGGAUUCGGGCCCUACGCGCAGCUCCCGGAGGUGGCUUCCAGAACAUCGCCUGUCUCCGUAGUAAUGCCAUGAAGCACCUUCCUAACUUCUUCCGCAAGGGCCAGCUGACGAAGAUGUUCUUCCUCUUCCCUGACCCACAUUUCAAGCGGACGAAGCACAAGUGGCGAAUCAUCAGUCCCACACUGCUGGCAGAAUAUGCCUACGUGCUGAGAGUUGGGGGGCUGGUGUAUACCAUAACCGAUGUGCUAGAGCUACACGACUGGAUGUGCACCCAUUUCGAAGGGCACCCCCUGUUUGAGCGUGUGUCUCUGGAGGACCUGAGUGAAGACCCCAUCGUGGGACAUCUAGGCACCUCAACUGAGGAGGGAAAGAAAGUUCUACGCAAUGGAGGAAAGAAUUUCCCUGCCAUCUUCCGAAGAAUACAGGAUCCCACCCUCCAGGCAGUGACUCCCAAUCCCACCCUGCCCGGGCACUGACUAUUCAGCCUCUCUUUCUUAGCUGGACCCCAGCUUCCAGGGACUGGGAAGAAAAUCAGGACCCCAGGCCUUUUCAACUGAGACUACUGGGGCCAAGAAGCAGUAAUCUUGAAAAGAAGCUGAGGGGCUGCCUAAGACAGAACCCUGGUGCUCACAACUACCCUGGCUCCUCUCACCUCAUCUGUCCAUCCCUUGCUGCCAGCAGAAAACAAAAGCUGACUGGGAAGCUCAAAGGACUUUGGACCCAGGGGAUCUUUGGAAGGGUGUGGGGUCUUGUUUUCCCUUAGGGCUCCCUUCUUGUGAGACCUCGCCUCAGCUGGAGGAAGAACACAGUGCUACGCUGUCCUUGUAAACUACCUGCUAGGUUCAGA
This is a messenger RNA of Carlito syrichta (Philippine tarsier), 1235 nucleotides long. It is a transcript of the gene METTL1, whose product is annotated as methyltransferase like 1. The coding region runs from base 31 to 864 and encodes 277 amino acids. Lineage: Eukaryota; Metazoa; Chordata; Mammalia; Primates; Tarsiidae. The record is from RefSeq and is a predicted model, not a curated record. Gene Ontology annotation, cellular component: tRNA methyltransferase complex. Gene Ontology annotation, biological process: RNA (guanine-N7)-methylation; tRNA methylation. The transcript is spliced from 6 exons. Gene Ontology annotation, molecular function: tRNA (guanine(46)-N7)-methyltransferase activity.